AUGGCGACCACAGCGUCUAAUCAUUACAAUAUCCUUACCUCCAGCGCAUCCAUUGUGCACUCGGAGCCCGGGAGCAUGCAGCAAGCAUCGGCGUACAGGGACGCGCAGACCCUGUUGCAGAGUGACUACUCAUUGCAGAGCAACAGUCACCCGCUCAGCCACGCGCACCAGUGGAUAACGGCACUGUCGCACGGAGAGGGAGCUCCGUGGUCAACCAGUCCUCUCGGCGACCAGGACAUCAAACCCGCGGUGCAGGGCACCAGAGACGAGAUGCACAGCUCCAACAAUCUGCAGCACCAGCACCAGCCGCGACCGGCCCACCUGGUGCACCAGUCGCAUGGGAACCACCACGACGCCCGAGCGUGGAGAACUACCGCAGCCCACAUACCCAGCAUGGCAACAUCCAAUGGCCAGAGCCUUAUUUAUUCACAGCCCGGAUUCGGCGUCAACGGCCUGAUUCCAGGCAGCGGACAGGGGAUGCAUCACCACAACCUAAGAGACGCACACGAAGACCACCACAGCCCGCAUCUCAGCGACCACGGCCACCAGGCGUCCCAGCACCAGCAACAGAGUCACCACGACCAUUCGGACGAGGAUACACCGACCUCGGACGACUUGGAGCAGUUCGCCAAGCAGUUUAAGCAGCGGAGGAUCAAGCUGGGCUUCACUCAGGCUGACGUCGGACUCGCCUUGGGAACGCUGUAUGGAAAUGUGUUUUCCCAAACCACUAUUUGCAGGUUCGAGGCCCUGCAGCUCAGCUUCAAAAACAUGUGUAAGCUCAAGCCUUUGUUGAACAAGUGGUUGGAAGAAGCGGAUUCCACCUCGGGCAGCCCAACCAGCUUGGACAAAAUCGCUGCACAAGGGAGGAAAAGGAAAAAACGGACCUCUAUCGAGGUAAGCGUAAAAGGGGCUUUGGAGACCCAUUUCUUGAAGUGUCCUAAACCCGCAGCGGCGGAAAUUACUUCCCUGGCGGACGGUCUACAGCUGGAGAAAGAGGUGGUGAGGGUUUGGUUUUGUAACAGGAGACAGAAAGAGAAACGGAUGACUCCUCCCGGUGGACCGCUUCCUGGAACGGAGGAUGUGUAUGGGGACACACCGCCACAUCAUGGAGUCCAAACACCGGUUCAAUGA
Messenger RNA from Salvelinus namaycush (lake trout), 1131 nucleotides. Its product is annotated as POU domain, class 3, transcription factor 2-like. NCBI's taxonomy places the organism in Eukaryota, Metazoa, Chordata, Actinopteri, Salmoniformes, Salmonidae. Gene Ontology annotation, cellular component: nucleus. Gene Ontology annotation, molecular function: RNA polymerase II cis-regulatory region sequence-specific DNA binding; DNA-binding transcription factor activity, RNA polymerase II-specific. The transcript has a single exon. Gene Ontology annotation, biological process: brain development; regulation of transcription by RNA polymerase II. Bases 1 to 1131 code for a protein of 376 amino acids. The record is from RefSeq and is a predicted model, not a curated record.